Molecule: messenger RNA, 3210 nt
Organism: Aspergillus versicolor CBS 583.65
Lineage: Eukaryota; Fungi; Ascomycota; Eurotiomycetes; Eurotiales; Aspergillaceae
Exons: 3
Coding region: 449-2764 (771 amino acids)
Biological process (GO): chromosome segregation
Cellular component (GO): MIS12/MIND type complex
Source: RefSeq, a predicted model, not a curated record
AUCAAAUCUCGAUCGGAUGCAUUGCAGCUGGCCUUCUUUCAUCCUCUUGUACCUCUUCCUGGGAUCCCUCGCUCAUUGUUAUUGUUGUUAUUUUUGCGGCUGAAACGCCGCUUCUUCUUUGCGUGGUGAAUUCCAAUACUUUCAUCUCUUCCCCGCCUCGAUCUUCUACGAUCAGACUGCUGCUACUAUUCGUUUGCUCCACCGCCAGUCUCGAUCGAUCGCAUACCAGGAAUUGACACAUUCUUCAACCACAUAUCCACGGUCUCGGGCAGCCAUCCACAUUAUCCUCCAAGAUACUAGCCUUGUCGAUUCAACCCUCAUCGUCUUAUCGUCGCAUGGUGCAUUCCUCAAAGCGGGGGGUCUCAAUAGAUCUCCGACGGUAAUCGGCGUCUGCUAUCUCAAAGUCGUUUGAAGCGAUCUCAGCCGGUCGUGAGCAAGACCUCGAGCCAUGUCGGGCGGUUCAGGGUUCACGUCCCCUGGGGACGCCUCUUAUGCCUCGAAUACUCUGCAUGUUGGCGAUGGAACAUGGGACCUCGACCGCGACACUUUUCUCUUACCCAAUCUCAUGGGUGUAAACUUCGAAACAAUGCGAUACAAUGGAAUGGGAAACAGGUUCCGAGAUAUGCCUAACUACCAUACUAUUAUUGCUGCUCAUGGCAUUAUCGCUGCGAUCGUAUUCCUGGGGCUGGUUCCCUUAUCGAUUCUGCUCGUCCGGUAUUACUCGCUUCGAAAUCCGUACCGAGCCUUCAAAUAUCACGUUUGGUGCCAGGUUCUCACGUUAUUCCUGAGUACUGUCGUAUUUGUUCUUGGUUGGUUUGCUGUCGGUCCGAAAAGAAGCCUUUCAAACCCUCACCACGGAAUCGGUCUUGCCAUAUACGUUAUUAUCAUUUUCCAGAUCUUCUGGGGUUGGUUCGUCCACAAAAUUGAGCGGAAUAAGAAAAGAUACCACGUGCCUCUCAAAUUAGUGAUUCAUCGGUGGAUAGGCCGUGCUCUGGGAAUCCUAGGGAUUGUCCAAAUCCCACUUGGACUCACACUUUAUGGAUCCCCAAAAUCGCUAUUCAUCUUAUAUGCCGUCGCUGUCUUCCUUAUCCUGGUGACAUGGUUCUAUCUAUCCUAUCGCUAUGAUUCUGACAGAGGGCCCUCUGGAGAUGGAGACUAUGACAGCCGCUAUAGCUAUGUGUCCCGUCCGGACGACGACCACGGCCAUAGCAAUCUCGGAAAAAUGGCAGCUGCUGGAGCUGCUGGGCUUGGGUUGGCGAGCUUCUUCCGACGCCGCAACCGUGACCGAGACCACGACCACGUCUCCGAUGGCUCUCACACAUCUUACAUGGAUGAAAAAUACUCGGAUGAGGAGUCUCGCCAUGGUGGCGGUUGGGGAAGCAAGUUCCUCAAAAUAGGCGCCCUCGGGGGUGGUGCUCUGCUCGCUAAGAAGCUAUUUGACAGGAGACGAAAUCGAGAAGGUGAUGCCGAAUCGGGUAGAUAUCAACCUGCUCACCGUCGGACGGACAGCAUGACAGAAGAGAGUUUAAGCCGCCUGGAUGACCGCCCUCCGCCUGGUCCAAGCUAUCCAGCUCCUAUCAAUCGUCCUCCCACCAGACCUCCCAGCAGACCGCAAAGCCCGAACUCAUCUUAUUAUGACUACUCGUACUUGUCAACCCAGGACGAAGGUCCAUCUCACGGCGCUCGGAACGCUAUGUUUGGGGCUGGUGCGCUGGCAGCUAUGAAGGGUUUCUUCUCCCGCGGAAAGAAGAGUGAUGAGCAGCGUCAUGUAGAGGAAAUGAGGCGGCACGAACGUGAGAACGAAAAGUUAGCCCGAGCAAACAGCAAACGACGAUACACUGGGGAUGGAUACUACCCUCAGCGGAAACGCCCCGCUUCCCAAACAGCUACUGAUGUCUCCACGGAUCUAACGCCUCGUCCGCAACGUGCGCAGUACCCGCCCGACUCGGCGCUCUCUGCAGGCCCCGUUGCUUCGGGGGCGGUCGAUGGUGCUCACUCAGAUAUGCCUCCUGUCCCGCCAGUUCAUUAUGAUCCAGCUUCGACUAUGACACCCACAGGGCCUGGGGCGCCGCCUCCACCACAAUCUCAAUACAAUCUAGCAGUCCCACCACCGGUCCCGGUUCCAGGACCAGCACCGGGCCCUCCAGGCCAUUCGUCGGGACACCUGCCGCCUGCCGGCAGCGGCACAUGGCAACGGGAUGACCACGUCGAAUCUCCACCAGUGUCAAUCAAGGUGAAGAUGCAUGAGGAUGGCCGGAACAUCACGCUUCGACGAUUAACCGAAGAGGAAGCAGCUGCCGGUCGAGAAGCCCGUCGUCGAGAGAGACGCAACUCCCGCCGCCGAAAUGGAAGCGCGAGCUCUGUCUCUGGCAACGAGGGUACAGGCAGCCGUGACCGUUGGCGACGAGUUGAAGAACUCGAGCGCCGGCAACAAGAGCAGAUGGAUCGAGAACGUGCUUCAGCCGCCGCUGGAGCCGCUGCUGCAACUUCACCUCCCCCGCAACUAGCCAGCCCACCUUACGCACAUGGCCCAGCAGCUUCAGGGAGCAUCCCUCCUUCCCAGUCUUACAUUCCUCCACAGCAGAGCACGAGUGGUUUCCCACCGCCGCGGCCUCCAUCGACAAACCCAUUUGGAAGCAUCACAUCGCCCGGCACAUACACCGGGACCGACGCAAGUGAGUACGCCAGCAAUCGCCGCCGGAGACGCGCGGAGAGAGCCCGAGCAAGGCAGGAGCGACAAGGACAUAGUGUCGAAUUCACAUAAUAAGCCGGAUGCCACUCAAAACUUCUCUUGCUUGUCGCCUGUAUAGAACAAAAUUCUCACUUCACGAUGUAUCUAUCUUCCUUCACCUCUUCUCCCUGUUUAUUCUCCCUCGCAUAUAGUUCGAUGAUCUCCAAGGUAAUGACGCUAGCGCUGGCUUUUUAUUUUUCUCCUUUAUUGUCUUUCUCAUGUUGAUUUGACUCGUUAUGGACUGAACGAUAUUGGCUCUCUGGUUUCUUUUAUUUGAAAUUGGGUUGGAAUGUAUGCUAUGAUCUCUGAAUAUGAACCAGAGCCGAAUGUUGAAAUUGCGUUACGAUUCAGCGCAAUAGGAUGGAUAUGCUUUUCCUUCUGUAUUUGACUAUGGGCAUAUCUUAAAACGGCUGUGUCCCUCGUGUACUUCGAUAUGCUAGAUAUUUUGAAAUGAACAUAAUAAACCUACAAGAGGGAUU